This is a messenger RNA of Hordeum vulgare subsp. vulgare (domesticated barley), 589 nucleotides long. RefSeq lists its product as uncharacterized. Bases 94 to 501 code for a protein of 135 amino acids. NCBI's taxonomy places the organism in Eukaryota, Viridiplantae, Streptophyta, Magnoliopsida, Poales, Poaceae. The record is from RefSeq and is a predicted model, not a curated record. The transcript has 2 exons.
ACUGAUCGGCAAUAGAACCGAGAACCUUCCCUUCGCCGCCUAAAAUCUGCACUACACUAGAGUACACCGGCCCAGAGGACUCAUCUCAAAGGAAUGGCGAGCCCAAUGGUGGCGGCUCCAAUCCGCAUCAACAGCCUCAGAUACGCCCCUCCUUCCCCAGCACCCAGAGGACGGUUCGUGGCGGCGAGGGUGAGGGCGUCGGCGGAGGCGAUGGCGACGGAGAAGCUCGGCGUGAGGGUGGAGCGCAACCCGGCUGAGUCCCGCCUCUCGGAGCUCGGCGUCCGCCAGUGGCCCAAGUGGGGGUGCGAGAAGAGCAAGUUCCCGUGGACCUACUCGGCCAAGGAGACAUGCUACCUGCUGCAGGGGAAGGUGAAGGUGUACCCGGACGGCGAGGAGGGGUUCGUGGAGAUCGCUGCCGGGGACCUGGUGGUGUUCCCCAAGGGGAUGAGCUGCACCUGGGACGUCACCGAGGCCGUCGACAAGCACUACAAGUUCGAGUAGCUCUAGAUUGAGGUAUUUGUAGCCGGAUUGUGUGAUGCUCGACUGAAUCUCUUCUCUUGUCGUGGAAUAAAAACGCCGGAUUAGUGGA